AAUUUGAUAUUAAGAGUGUAAAGUUGUCUUGUGGAAAAAUGGCAAGUGGAGUUAAUAAUAACGAUGAUGUUGAUGCUAAAUCUAGCUCUUCCGGCUUUUUAAAGAGUUUGGGUUUCGGGUCCGAGGAACAAUCGUCAGAUGUGCAGUUGACAUCAUUGGCAGCUGAUUCAGAAUACUAUGACAUGACAAACAAGAACCGCGGUGUAGCCAUCAUCUUGAAUCACAAAGAAUUCAAGAGGAUGCCAACUCGCCUAGGUACCAAUAAAGAUCGCGAUAGAAUGGAGGAAGUUUUUAAGAAAAUAGGCUUCACCGUUCGCACAUUCGAUGAUUUAACCCGAAAGGAAGUGCGGAACAUAUUGGAGAAAGUGGCCCAAGAAAAUCAUUCGGAAAGUGAUUGUUUGGUCGUUAUAGUAAUGACUCAUGGGGAAACAGGAUACCUCUAUGCCAGCGAUGAUAGCUACAAAAUUGACGAACUAUGGCACGAAUUUAUUGGCAAUAAGUGCAAAAGCCUCAUUGGGAAACCGAAGCUUUUCUUCGUUAACGCAUGUCGUGGUGAAAAAUUUGACCAUGGAGUCACUUACACCAGAGUUUUCACCGAUCAAGUGGACUCGUCAGCUCGAGAAGUUACUUAUGCCAUUCCAUCCGUUGCAGAUAUUCUAGUUAUGUAUUCUACUUUCGAAGGACAUUAUUCCUGGCGCAAUCCCGAAAAUGGUUCGUGGUUCAUUGAAGUUCUUUACGAAGAACUUAAGAAGUAUGGUACUGAACGUGAUAUUCUAACCCUACUUACCGGUGUUAACCGUAAGGUUGCGUACGAGUAUCAAUCCAAUGUUCCGUCGAACCCAAAAAUGGACUCAAAGAAGCAACAACCCACUAUUGUGAGUAUGCUCAAUAAGAUUCUCUACUUCACCCCAAAGCAACUCAGUAACGACAAAUAAAAACAAAGAAUUGUGAUAAAAUCGUUUAAAAAUAUCUUAUGCAUGCAUAUGACCCAAUAUUAAAAGAGAUUACAAGUGAUUGGUUUAAGAAAAGCUUAUCACGUACAAACUUUUGUUAAAAUGAUAUGUGAAAUAAAUUGAUUAAGUGAUAGAG
Molecule: messenger RNA, 1089 nt
Organism: Phlebotomus papatasi
Lineage: Eukaryota; Metazoa; Arthropoda; Insecta; Diptera; Psychodidae
Product: caspase-1-like
Exons: 4
Coding region: 39-935 (298 amino acids)
Biological process (GO): proteolysis; apoptotic process
Cellular component (GO): cytoplasm
Source: RefSeq, a predicted model, not a curated record